ACAAAGCUAUCGCGAUUAUACCAAUAACACAUUCGUUACUUUUUGCAUUUAUUAGUAUCAAGAUUGUUUGUAUCGCAUCGCAUGCUAAGUUCAUUCUUAGUUACGAGUACGUCUCGGGUAACUCGUAUUUACUAACAUAAAAUAUUAAAUUAUAAUUUACAAGAUAACCGUUAACUGUCUAGUGACACAAGUGACAUAGUAAUUAUAGUUUGCAGUGAUCUUUUGAGAUGUUUCUCGGACUCUAUUUGGUUUUAGUCAUUAAUAUGAGUGAAAAUGGUUUUGCUCAAAAUGUUGAUCUUCAGCACUGGAUGAGAGAUCUACCUGAACAAAUAAGAAACAUUCCAUUUAUUUACCUCGCCAUUCCGGGUAGUCAUGAUUCAAUGACUUAUAACAUCACAAGGUCCAGUGGCCUAGCCCCUGAUGCAGAACCAAUACUGAAAAGGCUGUACCCUUUAUUUCACGGGACAAUAUUAAGAUGGACUAUAACACAGGCAGUUGAUGCUUUACAGCAACUUCUUAUUGGCAUAAGAUACUUUGACCUAAGAUUGGCAACUAAAACUGGUUCAGAUGACUUCUACUUCACCCAUGGAGUAUACGCAGGAGAAAUAUAUCAGCCUCUCAAACAAAUAAAAGAUUUUAUUUAUGAACACCCAUAUGAAGUGGUAAUAUUAGAUUUUCAGCAUUUCUAUGGGUUCACUCCAGAUGACCAUCAAAGGCUAAUGAGAUUUAUACUCAACUUAUUUGGUCCACAGCUUGUACCAAGGCAACCAGAUCUGAAUGGUAUUACACUUAAUUCUCUCCACAGGUUACGCCAGCAGGUAAUAGUGAUUUACCGGCAUCAGUCGGUAUACGCUACAAGUGAAUUUUGGCAGCCUCAGAUGAUGCCUUCACCGUGGCCACAACAAGACAAUAUUACUGGUCUGCUAAACUUUCUGAAAAAUGUUAAACGAAACCCAGCAAUGGGCUUUGUGCAUCAAGCAGUUCUAACACCCACACCAGGAUUUAUUCUCUUCAGAUGGGUGUCCAACUUGCGUGAAAAAUGUGCUAAACCAGUCAAGAACGAAAUCUAUCCCAAAUUGUCAGAAUUUUCGCCAGGCAGACCAAUAGAAAGAGAUGGUAAAACGCGCGUAAACGUUAUCAUAGCUGACUUUGUCGAAAUGGAUAACGCUAUUUUCUCCAAAAUGGUUAUAAAACUUAAUUUUAAAUUGUUAAACACAGAAUCCAUAUCACAUAGCUACGGAUAAGAUUAAAGGGAAAUAUUGUUUAAGCUUUAAACUACUUUAUAAGGUAACUUAAGGAACUUAUCAUUUGUACCUGCAUUUUUUUUAUUUUUACACAUUUUGCUACAGGCUUAACCACAAGAUUUUUUAUUUUAUACAAACUUUUUUAUUGUACAGUGAUAUAGUAUACAUUGUUGUAAGAGCUAAAGUUUAAGAAAUAAAAUAUUAUUUCUUU
Molecule: messenger RNA, 1455 nt
Organism: Vanessa tameamea
Lineage: Eukaryota; Metazoa; Arthropoda; Insecta; Lepidoptera; Nymphalidae
Product: PI-PLC X domain-containing protein 3
Exons: 7
Coding region: 228-1244 (338 amino acids)
Biological process (GO): lipid metabolic process
Molecular function (GO): phosphoric diester hydrolase activity
Source: RefSeq, a predicted model, not a curated record